Molecule: messenger RNA, 2575 nt
Organism: Anoplophora glabripennis (Asian longhorned beetle)
Lineage: Eukaryota; Metazoa; Arthropoda; Insecta; Coleoptera; Cerambycidae
Gene: CaMKII
Product: calcium/calmodulin-dependent protein kinase type II alpha chain
Exons: 17
Coding region: 172-1767 (531 amino acids)
Biological process (GO): protein phosphorylation
Cellular component (GO): neuron projection; cytoplasm
Molecular function (GO): calcium/calmodulin-dependent protein kinase activity; ATP binding; calmodulin binding
Source: RefSeq, a predicted model, not a curated record
GCGCCGACGAGCUCCCGAUUAAUUGUGCAUGUUCGAGUGUAUUUUGGGUGGUAUAACAAUUGGUCGUGGUGUGUGAGAGGCUCUCCGCUCGCGAUCCGUGCGGAUUUUCGCCACAGAGAGCGAACUAACACACACAUACACAGUAGAGAUUUGAACAAUUCGCGAGUGACUAUGGCAGUACCGCCAAUGGCCUGUACGCGAUUUAGCGACAAUUAUGAUUUGAAGGAAGAGCUAGGGAAAGGGGCAUUCUCGGUAGUUAGAAGAUGUGUUCAGAAGUCCACUGGUUUGGAAUUCGCUGCAAAAAUUAUAAACACAAAAAAAUUGUCAGCAAGAGAUUUUCAGAAAUUGGAGAGGGAGGCCAGGAUCUGCAGGAAGCUCCAGCAUCCAAAUAUAGUGAGGUUGCACGACAGCAUACAGGAGGAGAACUUCCACUAUUUGGUAUUCGAUUUAGUAACGGGAGGUGAAUUGUUCGAGGACAUUGUAGCAAGGGAAUUCUAUUCAGAAGCGGACGCUUCUCACUGUAUACAACAAAUUUUAGAAUCAGUCAAUCACUGUCACCAAAAUGGCGUGGUACACAGAGAUCUCAAGCCGCCCAACAAUUUUAUUCAAAUUGUUUNUCUGGCUAGCAAACAGAAGGGAGCGGCGGUAAAACUGGCGGACUUCGGUCUGGCCAUCGAGGUGCAGGGCGAGCAGCAGGCGUGGUUCGGGUUCGCGGGCACGCCCGGCUACCUCUCCCCCGAGGUGUUGAAGAAGGAGCCCUACGGCAAGCCGGUGGACAUCUGGGCAUGCGGCGUCAUCCUCUACAUCCUGUUGGUGGGCUACCCGCCCUUCUGGGAUGAGGACCAGCACCGGCUGUACGCGCAGAUCAAGGCGGGAGCUUACGACUAUCCCAGCCCGGAAUGGGACACCGUCACGCCGGAAGCGAAGAACCUCAUCAACCAAAUGCUGACGGUCAAUCCGGGAAAGCGGAUAACUGCCGCGGAAGCCCUCAAACAUCCAUGGAUAUGCCAAAGGGAACGCGUUGCGUCCGUCGUCCACAGGCAGGAGACGGUGGACUGCCUCAAAAAAUUCAACGCAAGGCGCAAACUCAAGGGUGCUAUCCUUACCACUAUGUUGGCUACCCGUAAUUUUUCAAGUCGAAGCAUAAUAGUGAAGAAAGGCGACGGCUCUCAAGUGAAGGAAUCGACGGACAGCUCGACGACCUUGGAGGAUGACGAUAUCAAAGAAGAUAAGAAAGGCGGAGUCGACAGAAGCUCGACAGUUAUCGCCAAAGAACCAGAAGAAAUACGGAUUGUCUGCCCUGAUAAGCCGUACACGCAACUAUCCACAAACUCGCAGAGUUCAGCUCGACGACAAGAAAUCAUUAAGAUGACCGAACAGCUUAUAGAAGCCAUAAAUACAGGCGAUUUCGAGGCGUACACAAAAAUUUGUGAUCCACAUUUAACGGCUUUCGAACCAGAAGCUAUGGGUAACUUGGUAGAAGGAAUGGAUUUUCAUAAAUUUUAUUUCGAUAACGUUUUGGGUAAAAAUUGCAAGGCGGUGAACACAACAAUAUUGAAUCCGCACGUACAUUUGCUAGGCGAGGACGCAGCGUGUAUCGCUUACGUCCGAUUGACUCAAUACAUGGACAAGCACGGUCAGGCGCACACCCAUCAGUCGGAAGAGAGUCGGGUGUGGCACAAAAGGGACAACAAAUGGCAGAACGUCCACUUCCACCGCAGCGGAGGUAACGGGGGAGCUGCGUUCGGAUUCAGUUCACAUAAAUAGAAGACAUUAAUCUGGGAGGUCCGCCCGUCCGGGCCCACCAAAAGCCAUAUAAACUAUGUUUACUGUGAAAUCUAUUUGUGGUGAUGUGUGAUUCUCAUAUUUUUCAUUUUUAUAUUAAUUUGUUAAGUUUCACUUCUCUACCACGUACUGUACGUAUUAUACAUGUUACCAGCCGUUGCUCCAUAUGACGCCGACGCGAUUCAUUCCCUUGCGCUAGUUCUAACGGGACGGCGCAAGAAAACCGACAUCGUACACUUCCAGACGUCAAGUUUUACGCCGCAACCCAUCCUCCAAACACCGACGGUCGCGUUAUACGGAAACGGGUUUGAUAUAGAUUGCCUUCGACUUUGUAUUAAUAUAGGCUUGCCACUAUGUGAAGGUUGACGUGAAUAUAGCCAACGGUUUUUUUAGGCGGCAGCUUGUACGCAGCACACCGACAUAAUUGUACUAAGAUAUAAACUGACUUAGCCAAAUGAAUUUAGAGGAUAUAAAGAGUUUAGUUUGUUUACACGACAACCGGAACUUUUAAAUGAAUUAAUUUUAUAAGCUAGGGUUAUUGUCGGUGCGGAAGUUGUUUUAUAUUUGUAAAUUAUUGCCUUUCCUUCUCCAGUUGUUUUUCACCCGCUCGUAACGUUUAUCGUUCAAUUUGUAGUUUUCGUAAUAGCACGCCGGAAUAAAAAAUUUCAAGCUAAUUUCGAGUUUUUGUCGCAAGGAAAUUGUUCUAACAAAGACCGAAUGUAGACCGAUCAAAAUAACUCAUUUAGAGGGAAAAAAAAUUGUUACCUGGACUUUCAUAAGUGGAAAUGGU